This is a messenger RNA of Carassius carassius (crucian carp), 2962 nucleotides long. Its product is annotated as zinc finger protein 431-like. The transcript is spliced from 4 exons. NCBI's taxonomy places the organism in Eukaryota, Metazoa, Chordata, Actinopteri, Cypriniformes, Cyprinidae. The coding region runs from base 321 to 2852 and encodes 843 amino acids. Gene Ontology annotation, biological process: regulation of DNA-templated transcription. Gene Ontology annotation, molecular function: RNA polymerase II cis-regulatory region sequence-specific DNA binding; DNA-binding transcription factor activity, RNA polymerase II-specific. The record is from RefSeq and is a predicted model, not a curated record.
AAUAAUAACGCUCGUCUUCUUCUUAGGGGUUUCCUGGUUGGACAGUUUAAACGUGUAUCCCGGUGUGAAAACGCCCAGUGUUUGGGAAACUGCUCUUUUUUGUUCUGCUUGAGCUCAACGGCUGCAGUCCUGGAUUCAGUGAGAGCUGAGGAACAAAUCACUUUCAGCAGAAACCGUGAACUAAGAGUCAUCAAAGCUUUCUGACGCAGCUGCAGCGAUCUUCUGAGGAGAGGAGAGCAGUUCACGUAGUGACUACUUUUUGAUGAAAAGCAGGAAUAUUUGGAGGAGUAUCAUUUGAACUGAGAUCUGCUGCUGUGAAGAUGUUUGUUAAAGAGGAGAGUGAAGAGAACACGAGUGAACCAGAAACCUGGAGAAUAAAACACGAGGAGCCAGAAACCUGGAGAAUAAAACCCGAGGAGCCAGAAACCUGGAGAAUAAAACACGAGAAACCAGAAACCUGGAGAAUAAAACCCGAGGAGCCAGAAACCUGGAGAAUAAAACACGAGGAACCAGAAACCUGGAGAAUAAAACACGAGGAACCAGAAACCUGGAGAAUAAAACCCGAGGAGCCAGAAACCUGGAGAAUAAAACACGAGAAACCAGAAACCUGGAGAAUAAAACCCGAGGAGCCAGAAACCUGGAGAAUAAAACACGAGGAACCAGAAACCUGGAGAAUAAAACACGAGGAACCAGAAACCUGGAGAAUAAAACACGAGGAGCCAGAAACCUGGAGAAUAAAACACGAGGAACCAGAAACCUGGAGAAUAAAACACGAGGAACCAGAAACCUGGAGAUUAAAACCCGAGGAGCCAGAAACCUGGAGAAUAAAACCCGAGGAGCCAGAAACCCGGAGAAUAAAACACGAGGAGCCAGAAACCUGGAGAAUAAAACACGAGGAACCAGAAACCUGGAGAUUAAAACCCGAGGAGCCAGAAACCUGGAGAAUAAAACCCGAGGAGCCAGAAACCCGGAGAAUAAAUCCCGAGGAGCCAGAAACCCGGAGAAUAAAACACGAGGAACCAGAAACCCGGAGAAUAAAACACGAGGAACCAGAAACCCGGAGAAUAAAACCUGAGGAACCAGAAACCCGGAGAAUAAAACACGAGGAACCAGAAACCCGUAGAAUAAAACACGAGGAACCAGAAACCCGGAGAAUAAAACACGAGGAACCAGAAACCCGGAGAAUAAAACCUGAGGAGCCAGAAACCCGGACAAUAAAACCCGAGGAACCAGAAACCCGGAGAAUAAAACACGAGGAACCAGAAACCAGGAGAAUAAAACACGAGGAACCAGAAACCCGGACAAUAAAACCCGAGGAACCAGAAACCCGGAGAAUAAAACACGAGGAACCAGAAACCCGGAGAAUAAAACACGAGGAACCAGAAACCCGGAGAAUAAAACACGAGGAACCAGAAACCCGGAGAAUAAAACACGAGGAACCAGAAACCCGGAGAAUAAAACACGAGGAACCAGAAACCUGGAGAAUAAAACCCAAGGAGCCAGAAACCCGAAAAAUAAAACCCGAGGAGCCAGAAACCAGGAGAAUAACCAGAGGCCGAGAGAAUAAAACCCGAGGAGCCAGAAACCUGGAACAUAAAACGAGAGGAGCCAGGAGAAUAAAACAUGACAAAAAAGGAGGCCUAAUGAAAGAAGAAAGGCAAGAUCUGAAUGAGGUGGAGGAGAAAUAUCAGGAUCAGAAAGAUCAAGAUGUCAAUGGCAAAAAAUCAGUGAGUUCCAGCAUUAAAACAACAGAAGUCAAGAGGCCUUUCAGCUGCUCUCAGUGUGGAAAAAGUUUCAUAUAUAACAGUAAACUUAAGACUCACAUGUUAAUUCAUACUGGGAUAAAGCCUUUUAGCUGCUCUCAGUGUGGAAACACUUUUGCACGCAAAGAAAGCCUUGAGAAGCACAUGUUUAUUCAUACUGGAAUAAAGCCUUUCAGCUGCUCUCAGUGUGGAAAGAGUUUUAUACAGAAAGCUAGCUUAAAGGAUCACAUGUUUAUUCAUACUGGAAUAAAGCCUUUCAGCUGCUCUCAGUGUGGAAGGAGUUUUACAAAGAAAGCUAGCUUAAAGGAUCACAUGUUUAGUCAUACUGGAAUAAAGCCUUUCAGCUGCUCUCAGUGUGGAAGGAGUUUUACACUGAAAGCUAGCUUAAAAGAUCACAUGUUUAGUCAUACUGGAAUAAAGCCUUUCAGCUGCUCUCAGUGUGGAAAGAGUUUUACACGGAAAGCUGGCUUAAAGGAUCACAUGUUUAUUCAUACUGGAUUAAAGCCUUUCAGCUGCUCUCAAUGUGGAAACACUUUUACACGCAAAGAAAGCCUUGAGAAGCACAUGUUUAUUCAUACUGGGAUAAAGCCUUUCAGCUGCUUUCAGUGUGGAAAGAGUUUUAUACAGAAAGCACAACUUGAGAGUCAUUUGGUAACUCACACUUCAGAUAAUCCUUUCAGCUGCUCUCAGUGUGGAAAGAGUUUUACAAAUAAAGUAAGCUUAAAGCAUCACAUGUUAAUUCAUACUGGAAUAAAGCCUUUCAGCUGCUCUCAGUGUGGAAAGAGUUUCAUAUGUAACCGUAAUCUUAAGAGGCACAUGUUAAUUCAUGCUGGGAUAAAGUCUUUCAGCUGCUCUCAGUGUGGAAAGAGUUUCAUAUGUAACCGUAAUCUUAAGAGGCACAUGUUAAUUCAUGCUGGGAUAAAGUCUUUCAGCUGCUCUCAGUGUGGAAAGAGUUUUACACUGAAACAAGAGCUUAAGACUCAUUUGGUAACUCACACUUCAGAAAAUCCUUUCAGCUGCUCUCAGUGUGGAAAGAGUUUCAUAUGUAACCGUAAUCUUAAGAGGCACAUGUUAAUUCAUACUGGGUAAAAGCCUUUCAGCUGCUCUCAGUGUGGAAAGAGUUUCAUAUUUAACAGUAAUCUUAAGACUCACAUGUUAUUUCAUACUGGGAUAAAGCCUUUCAGCUGCUCUCAGUGUGG